AUGGGGCGGGGAGGGGAAGGAGGGAGGGAAGAAAGGAGAGAAACGGAGGGGGAACAGAAACGCAGCAGACAGACACCUUCCACCCCCCCGAUCCCCCCAGCCGCCCCCCUUGCCCACUCCCGCGGGGCCGGCGGGGCACAGGUCCUGCCCGCGCCGCCCCUCCCCGCAGCGCGGCCCCACCGGCCCGGCCCGGGCAGCCGCAGAGGAAGGGGGUGCGGGGCGGAGAGGCAGCGGCCACCGGCCCGCCCUGACCUCCCGCCGUCCCGCGGGGCCGGCCCGCCCGCUGCCCGCAGAGCCGGCGGCCACGGGCCGGGGCGCGCCAGACCCGGCCCCACUCGCCCGAGGUCGCGCUGUGUCGCCGGCGGGGGCGAAAGGGCCGCGGAAGGGCCCCCGCCCCGGCCGCCCCAGCGAGGAGCCCUCGCCGCCUCUCCCGGCAGGGAAGAAGAAGCCGAGCCCUCUAUCGAGGGCGCUGAAGGGUCGGGGAAGGGAAGGCGCUCGCCUUGCCGAGGCUGCAGACAAAGAAGGCGCCGCGCUCCGCCGCGGCCCCGCUCCCGCCGCGGCUCCGUCCGUCCGUCCGUCCGUCCGUCGCCGCCGCCGCCCGUGUGUCCGGCUGAGCCAUGGAGAGCGUGUAACGCGGGGGGAGAGGGGCUCCGCGCCCACGUGACCGGGCAUGUCACUCACCCGGCCGCCGCCAUCUUGCAGAGGGAGGGGGAGCGCUGCCCCCGGCGCGGGCCCAAGAUGGCGCGGAGCGGCGCGAGGCCGCUCCUCAUAGCCCGGCCCCGCCCGCUCUCCCGCCGGGCAGCGCGCGGGGCGUCGGGAAGAGCCGCUAUUGUCGCUCUCGAUCGGGGGCGCUGCGGCCGGAGCGGGGCCCACGGGAGGCGCAGGCGGGGCGGGAGGGAGCAGACGCCCGCUAGCGGGGCUUUUCCGCUGGGAACGCACUCCGGGAGCGGCGCGGCAGCGGCAGGGCCCGGUGGGGCAGGAGAGGCGCCACCGCCCGGGGCCGCGGCGGCACCAGCAACAGGAUGGCGCUGGGAUGUCACCGCACAGUCCCAUGUUCAGGGAGGGGGAUUGUUACAGCCUCAGCCCGAGAGGCAGAGCGGGCACGGGCUUUUAGAGUACCAACAGUGCCUGCCUUGGCUCUGCACUUUAACUUGGAAGCUCUUUUCCUUCUGAAUGGAAACAGGCUCCAAGACAAUUACUCCCCACAGAAACUGACCUCAAAGAAACAUUGGGAACAGAAACUGACCUCAAAGAAACACUGGGAACCUCAUUACAGAUUCACCAAAGUUAAACUAACGUUCUGGUCGAUCGUUCUUGCCCUUCACCACCAACUCAUUUAUGAACAAAUUUAUUGAAAAAACAACUGCCAGCACACAACAGGGAUUAGACUGCAAGAGUUUAAAAUAAAAUGUGUAACUGUGUUUACAAAGACUGUAUUAACAAUAAUCAGUGAUGCAAAAUAUGGAAAUAAUACACAAUAGUCUUGGAGUUUCCAGUGCAAAACUAUUUGCAACAUGGGUUAAGAAUGAAAUGCAAUGCCUCUAAUGACAACUUGCAACAAAGUUGUAGUUGAGAAAGUCACACUAGAAAGAAGCCAAAACAUUACCACCUUAGAGACAAAGAUAAAAUUAUGUGGUUUCCCAUUUUUUAAUUGCUACCUAUAUUAAGCAUCAGGCACAAUCAGAUCACUGAUUGCUUGUUUAAAAGACUUUUAACCAAACAUUCUGUUGGAGAAAACAUGCCAAGAGUUUCUGUAUGCUUAUGAAGUACGUAUGUUUUUGAUACUGCCUGGCACAUUAAAGAACAUUCUACAGCUGAGAAAAUGGAAGUACCCAGUAACUCGGAGUCCUUUACUUCUGGUACUGGAAGGGACUGUUUGAUCUCCUUCAGACCAUUUUCUCUCAAUUCCUGUUUUCCUCGGUAAAGCCAGGUAAUGCUAUUUCUCACAGGGACAAUGAGACUUAAUUGUUGGGUAUUUGAAGUCAAAUAAGGAGAGGCAAAGUAUUACAAAUACAGAUGCACCAAGGAAAUGUAUGCUCUGUUCCUACUCAGUUAAGUUGUCAUACACAUGAAAACCGAGUUCUGAAAAAGAAACACAAUUUAAAAUUGGGAAAGUUUAAGUGUUUAUUAAAAAGAAAAAGCAAAAGCUAGAUAUUAUAAUACUGUUUUUCCUAUAAAAUAAUCAGAUUUAUUUUAACUAUAUUACAAAAUAUAUUGGUAGUGGAAAAAAUUCUUCCAUAUGUGGAAUAUUAAAGUUUUUACUUAA
Pipra filicauda (Wire-tailed manakin) is the source of this 2266-nucleotide messenger RNA. Its product is annotated as basic proline-rich protein-like. The transcript is spliced from 2 exons. NCBI's taxonomy places the organism in Eukaryota, Metazoa, Chordata, Aves, Passeriformes, Pipridae. The coding region runs from base 1 to 1173 and encodes 390 amino acids. The record is from RefSeq and is a predicted model, not a curated record.